Molecule: messenger RNA, 1134 nt
Organism: Pochonia chlamydosporia 170
Lineage: Eukaryota; Fungi; Ascomycota; Sordariomycetes; Hypocreales; Clavicipitaceae
Product: protein phosphatase 1 regulatory subunit SDS22
Exons: 3
Coding region: 1-1134 (377 amino acids)
Molecular function (GO): protein binding
Source: RefSeq, a predicted model, not a curated record
AUGACGUCUGCCCCGGAGAAGGAUGGCAGCCAGCCCCUUCAUAUUGAUAUUCAAGAUGACCGCGUUGCCCCUCGUGAAGAAGGAGAUGCGAGUCCCGGGAUGAGAAACAGUAAAGGAUGGGAUGGGAAGCUUCGUGUCCCUAAAUCUGCCUUGUUGACAAACCCAGAGGCCCUCUCCGAUUCCGAGUACUCCGACGAUAGCAAUGUCCUUCCUGGAGAAGAGAUUAGAGCCGACGAAGAUUUACUUGAAAGCGAAGACUCCGACAGCGAAGAAAUCAUGUGCUCGCACUCACGUAUCGGCUCCAUUUCCUCCCUUCGACUCGAGCGCUUCAAGAACGUCGUCCGGAUUUGCCUCCGUCAGAACAGUAUACAGGAAAUCGAAGGGUUAGCACCAUUGGCAGCCACGUUGAAGGAUUUAGAUCUCUACGACAACCUCAUCUCACAUAUGCGCGGCAUGGACGAACUCAAGAACCUCACGAGUCUGGACCUGAGCUUCAACAAAAUCAAGCAUAUCAAGAACAUCAGCCAUAUGACGGGGCUCAAAGAUCUGUUUCUCGUCGCCAACAAGAUUGGCAGGAUUGAGGGGCUGGACACAUUUCAAAAGCUUACAUCCCUUGAACUGGGGUCUAAUCGUAUUCGAGAGAUGAGGAAUCUAGAUAAUCUUAAAAACCUGGAGGAGCUUUGGGUGGCCAAGAACAAAAUUACCGAGCUGACCGGCCUGGGCGGCUUAUCAAGCCUCCGGCUCCUCAGUAUUCAGUCAAACAGGAUUCGGCAUCUUUCUCCGUUGAAGGAGGUCCCUCAACUGGAAGAGCUAUACAUUGCGCACAACGCCUUGGAAUCAUUGGAAGGAAUCGAAGGAAAUGUCAAUUUAACCAUCCUAGACAUAUCCAACAACCAAAUCGGCAGUCUAAAGGGCCUCGAGGGAUUGAGCAAGCUUGAAGAAGUUUGGGCAAGCUAUAAUCAAAUUGGCGACUUUGGCGAGGUAGAAAAGGUGUUGAAAGACAAGGAGAAUCUAACCACUGUGUAUUUUGAGGGGAACCCACUUCAGCUUCGUGGUCCUGCUCUAUACAGAAACAAGGUGCGACUGGCGUUGCCACAAGUGAGCCAGAUCGAUGCUACAUUCGUCAAAGUAUAG